GUCGUCGAUGUAUUCUUGUCAACACGUGACUGCUAAACGUGUUGUAUGAAAGAGGUUAUGUAGCUUCGUGUUGUUUUUAACGUGUAUUUUAUAAACGUGUGUUUAUUCAAUUGCCUUCUUUUUUUUAUAAAAUCGUCCAAUGACUAUACAGGAGAUGGAUAUUUGUUUAAAUAUUUCGACGGAACCUGCUGCUGGAGUAUCUGCCAAUACAAAAAGAAGGUCUAUGUUGAAAAGUUCUGUUAAAAAAUUAAAGAAAGUAGCGGUAGAAAAAAAAGAAAGUAAGAAGAGCAAUAAGUUGCAAGGUGUUCCUUUUAGUCAAACCAAAGGAAUCAAAAGAGUUAAACAAAAAGCAUUGGCAUCUAUAGUCGCCAAGAAAUUACAGCAAAAUAAUAUACACAAUAAUUCGCAGAAUACACAGAAACUAUCUAAUUUACGGAUUCAAUCCAAGAAUAAAAACAAUAUAUCUACAGCUGUAACAAAUCAAUUAGAAAGAGUACUUUCUGCAUCAAAUGUACAAAAUACAGAUACCAAUGAAGUUGUAACAGAAAUUGAUGAGACAGAAAAGAAUGUUAUUAAAGAACCUAUCAUAUCAUUUGUUAAGCCUUCAAAAAAGUUACUGGGUAAGGCAAUUGUAAAAAAAAGAAAUAUAAAUGAGACUGGUUCGAAAAAGUCUUUGUCAGAAAUAUUUUCCAAUCAAGUAAUGACAAAAAAUGUAGAAUCAACUUCGUCAGAUGUAAUUUUAAAUGUUAAAACAGAUGAGAAAGAUACAGUGCAGGUACCGUAUGAACAAUCUGCAAUAGAACAAUCUAGUAAAAGAUUAGUUCCAAUAAAGCGAUUGAAAAAGUUAGAUAUAAAUACUGAUAAUAGGAAAAAGAAACACCUUAAAAAUAUUACAGAACACAAAGCACAGAAAAAUGAAUCUUCUGAUAAAACUUAUAAAACUUAUAAGAAACAAACUGGAAAAACAUCAUCUUUAUUUAGAAAUAAUCCUGAAGUUCCAAAUAUUGGACAAAGAUUUGUGAAACCAAUUAGUGAAACAGUUUUCACAAAAACAAAUUUUUCAGAUUUUGAUGUACAUCCUUUUAUGGUAUCAAAUCUAGAACAAAAUAUGAACAUUACUAAAAUGACUACUGUGCAACAAAUGACAAUUCCUGAAAUUUUUUCUGGGAGAGAUGUUUUAAUUAGGUCUCAAACUGGAUCAGGUAAAACAUUAGCUUAUGCUAUACCAAUUGUUGAAUGCUUACAUAAGAUAAGACCUAAAUUAACAAGGAGUAGUGGAUUAAGUGCAUUAGUCGUUGUACCUACAAGAGAAUUAGCUUUUCAAACUUAUGAAUGCUUUCUGAAAUUAAGGAAACCAUUUACAUGGAUUGUGCCAGGUUAUUUAGUAGGUGGAGAAAAAAGAAAGGCAGAAAAAGCAAGGCUGAGGAAAGGUUGUAAUAUUUUGGUCGGUACUCCAGGUAGAUUAUUGGAUCAUAUUAGACAUACUGAAGCAUUAAAAUUAGAUGAUGUAAAACAUUUUGUUUUGGAUGAAGCUGAUAGAAUGUUAGAUGCUGGAUAUGAGAAAGAUAUUGCGGGCAUAGUGGAUGCUCUUAAAGGAAUAAUUAUUAAAUCAGAUAACUUAGGUUAUGAUCCUAUGGAAAUGUUAAAACGAAAUAGUAGAAAAGUUUUCACAGAUGAAGAAACCACUCUUUCAGAAGAAAAUCAUAAGAAAGAACGAAGUUCCAAUGAUAAUGAAAUAUCAAACUCUAAAACUGAUAAUAAUGAUAUUAAUAACAAAGAAGAUGUAAUUAGACAAGAAUAUCAUUCGAAUAGUGAAAGUGAUUCAGAACAAAAUGAUUUUCCUAUAAAAUCAAAGAAAAAGAAAGAGAAGUUUCUUGCGAAACCUACAAAAAAGAAAGAAGAAGAUUUAAAAACAUCUCAAGAAGAUCUCACGCAACUUCCUCCAAAAAGACAGACAAUUCUUUUAUCUGCAACAUUAACUCAGGCUGUGGAAAAAUUAGCCGGUCUAGCUAUGCAUAAUCCAGUCUUUGUUGAUGCUGCAAAAGAAAAUCUAGUAACAAUUGACGAAGACGAGGAUCAGAUUAACGAAGACUUUGUAGUUCCUCAAAGUGUGCGUCAGUAUUAUAUAGUAACUCCACCAAAAUUACGUAUGGUCACUUUAAGCGCUUACAUCAUUGAUAGAUGCAAGCAAUCUGGUCAUAAUAAAAUGUUAGUAUUUAUGGCAACACAAGACAUGGUUGAUUACUAUACAGAAAUCUUAUCUGCUGUCUUAACUAAACAGAGAGACGAGGAAGACGAAGAUUCUGAUCCUCUCAUAAAUGUGGAAUUUUUAAAAUUACACGGUAACAUGAGCCAAAAGGAAAGAAUGGAAGUUUUUAAAAACUUCAGGCUAACAAAUAGCACCGUUCUGUUAUGUACAGACGUCGCAGCGCGUGGAUUGGAUUUGCCGAAGGUGGAUUGCGUUGUUCAAUACACGGGGCCACUUUCAGCGAGGGAUUACGUGCAUCGAAUUGGUCGAACGGCACGUGCUGGUUCUUCCGGAUCAGCAGUUAUUUUCCUUACACCGCCGGAAGUCGAAUUCGUGCGAAUGCUCGAGUCCAAGCGAAUUCGGAUCAAUCAAAUAAACAUGGAGACAAUAUUAGGCAAAUUAAUAGGACCUUUAUCGAAGCAUUAUUCCGUCCAAGAAGCUGCGAUUGCUCUUCAAAGAGAGUUCGAAGCUUUGAUUUUUGAGGAUAGAAAACUUCAUGAUAAAGCAUGCAAAGCGAAGCGUAAUCUUUGACCUAACAAAACUGGAAGGAAAUUUUCGUAGAGGAUAAUCCGUAAGGUAGAAACGUAACGUGUCUACGUAACACGUAACAACUCACACGGUUGUCCGUUUAACACAAUUUCCUUUAUCUCUCUGUUCGCGGAACACGAGCUAGUGAAGAGGAUCUACGAAGGAUGAGGGAACACCUACUCUGAUUCAGUUGGAUUGGAACGAAAGCGAGCUGACUUCAGGGUAGAGUAAACCAAUUCCAGUGAGCACCCUACUCGCAUAUAAAGUAACUCUUAUACGACUACGCUAUGGGGGGUUCGCUCUCCGUUACCACUCCCUUCCUCUGUCUCGGUCUCUUUUCGCUCUCUCCUGCCACUCAGAUAUUUACAUAGUCUAUAGACGAGGAGGGAUGAUCUUGUUUGCCAUGCCAUGCUUACUCUAUUAGGGUUGUUACGAGAAAGAAUUUACUGGCUGCAAUAAUAAAUCCAUUAAGAUGCGACGAUUCGAAUUGGUUCGAAGGGAGAAAACUCAGCUCCCCUUUGCCGCAUCGCUUUCCUCGCGAAACGAAGAUGUUUCCUUCAUUUUACUGCUUUAGCCUCUCUCUCUCUCUAUUUCUUUCUCUCUCUCUCUCUCUCCCUCUCUCUCUCCUUCCCUCUCCCUCUCUCUUUCUCUCUCUCUCUUUCUCUCUCUCUAUCUCUAUCUCUUUCUCUCUCUCUCUCUCUCUCUCUCUUUUUUUCUUCAUCUACAUUUUUAUCGAUGAACAUUACUUGCAAAUAUCGGUCAUCUUCGAAAGAAGCAUUUUCAUAUUAGAAAGUAUAUGUCGCAUCAACGAACUUAAUCGGCUCAACGAUGAAGCUUUCCAAGAAAAGAACGUGUCGAAGAGCCAUAAAUCUUACUGCUUGGCUUUCGAGCUUCAAACUUGUUCAGCAUCAAGCGUGGCUUUACACGAAGGUUAGCCACGGUUUUUGAGCGCUUAGCCAUUCCGGACUUGAGUGACGGUACACAGCUAACCACUUGACCGUUCCUACGCACGUACCGGUGAUUGAUAGAUUAAUUGCCACGUUACUCUCGACCUCUAGCAUUGCACUUUUCGCGCGUAGCUUGCUUUCAUCGGAAGAGAGUGAAUCUGAGAAAGAGGGAAAGAAGGAAAGAGGGAGAGGGAAAGAGAGAGAGGGGAAGAAAAAUUGGAAAUUAAUUAUUUAACGAUUUCUUUGAACUCAUAUUCCCAACGUCGUUUUCUAUAUUUUAUUAGAUAUUGAUUUGCAAUCAAACAAAACAAAAAAAAAAUAAGAAGAAAAAUGCAUCGACGCUCGAAUCGAAGAAAAGACAAAAAAAGAUAAAGCGAUAAAAAAGAGUACAAAAACGGAUAUGAAGUAAAGAAUAAUGGUGUAGCAUGACCAUUUCCUAGCUUUCUCCUAUGUUACCUCCGAAUUUAUUUAAUUCCUGACUAAGGCCGAGGUGAAGGCUAGCACGCGGGGAAGUGGAAAUCUCACUAAUUCGUAACAUUAUCACCCCAAUAGAGCCGAACGGCCCUCAAUAGCGAGAACAACCCCCUGUGUUCUCAACCCUCGCCACUAAGCUAAGGGAUUCAUCCAUUCCGUCCCGCAUAUAUAUCUCACCCCCUUCUAAUAGUGGUACUCAAGCUACACCCUCUUCGAAAUAACUCCUAUUUCAACUUUUUUACGAAUGUUUUCUAAAGUUCAUAAAUAAUCAUUUAUUGGUUUUGAUAAUUAUGAUAGAUCAUUAAUAGUUUCUUUUUAAUAUCUUUAUAAAAUCGAAGAGGUCAAUGUAAUUGAUUUAAUUGAUUAAUCACGUUCAAUAAUUGAUGUCAUUUUAUGAUUUGUGAUUACAAUUUUCAUUGACAAAAUUCGAUAUUCGUUCUUAUGAUCGAAUAACUCUAGAAGUAUAUAUAUGUAAGUACAUGUUUGGGUGCUUUUGAGUUAGAUCGAAUUCACUGUACGCAGUCUAUGCGCCUUUCAGAGGGGGUGGCCGACACAAUCCAACCACUGAAUGUGGCUUCCGCCAAAACCACUUACGCUUUGUGGUGAGAGACUCUUAACAAUACGAUACAGGAUACAAAUACAAUAAGACGCAGUUACAUCACUUAGGAACAAAGCCACCCUGCACGGCGGUCGCUCUUACGUUCACCCCUCUCACUUUUACAUCCUUCUCACUCUUUCUCUCUCUCUCUCUCUCUCUUUCUCUCUCUCUCUCUUUCUCUCUCUCUCUCUCUCUCUCUUUCUGCCUCUAUCUCUUUCUCUCUCUCUCUCUCUCUCUCUCUCUUUCUUUCUCUUCUCAGUGCCGCCGCAUCGUAAGAUUUAUGCGCUAAAUGGAGAAAAACAUUUCUCCCUUUUCAACGUCGACUUCGAACGUGGAGAAAGAUCUUUCUACUCGGUUUCUUAUGUACGGAAGAGACAAGUCAAGGCAGAAAGCAGGAGGAAAUCAGAGCGGAAAACGUCGAGGCAUAAGGUCUCCCUCGGCAAAUUAUCAGAAUUAAAAUCUUUAUAAACCAAUUUUUAUUUGUGUUUAAUCAAAAAUUAUAUAUAAUGCGAAAUUUAUAGUAUAACUUACAUUAAUAUAAUUAAUAUAAUAAUAUUUAGUAUAGAUGUUAUAUAAUUAGAUUGAAACAAAAGUUCGUAGCGUUUUUAAUAUAUCACCUAUUGGAAAAUGCUAUGAACUUUUGUUCUAAUAUAAUACUAGAAUGUAGAAAAAUAAAUAGAGCAUAUAAUAAUAUUUAGCAUAUAUUAUAAUAUGAUAUACUAAUAACUAUAUUAAUAUUAUAAUACAAUUAUAUUCUAUUAUUAAUUGCAAGUAUAAUUUAUACUUAGCAAACAGUAACUUUCGGGAUAUGAACUAAUUAAUAUUUUUGUGAACAAAACAAAAUAAAAGCAGAAUUAAAAAAUACAGUCAUAUUUACGCGUUACAUCAAAGUUAUUUGACGAUAAAAGCGUUUUGGUCCUCACAAAAAGAUAUUUUUAAUAAUAUCAAGUAAAUUUUUAAGGAAAUAUCUAUAAAAUUCUUGUAAGAAAAAUUAUUUUCUGAUUCGAAGAAUACUAUUUAACUUCACGAGUCGAUUGGUCUUUUUUCUUUUUUAUUUCAAAAAGUCGAACGGUCGAAGAGACUUUACAGUGAAAAGAUUUUCGCACGGAACGACAGAGUAACAGCGUACUCGCACAUGUCGAAUUCUCUCAGGACCAGAGAACCCCAGGAUUUCUCACCCGUGUACGGAAGCUAGAGAUGCGAAGAGAGAGAGAGAGAGAGUGUGAAAGAGAAGUGAGAGAGGGGAUGACUAUUAGCUACAGCACUUGACUCGCCCCUGUUAAUGCUCCGUAAUAGCUCGCGGCAGGACACACGUAUACCCCAUAGAAUCGUAUACUAGUCCAGCCCCGUCGUCUUAAUGGAACCACGAUUAAUACGAGUGUAUUAGGUAUAUGCGGUAUAAGCAAUCAUUACAUCGAAAUUGUAUGUAUGUUCAUAAUGUACGACUAACAUAAGUUUAACAGUUUUCGAAAACGUGUUAAUGUAACGUAUUUUGAAAUCAUAUAAAAGCAUAUGAAAUUAUUCAAGAACAGAGAGACAAAGAAAUAUAGACGGAAAUACUUUAUAAAUUUUUUUUAUGUUUACACAAAGUUCCGUAGAAUUAGACUAAGUUAAAAUUAAUGAAUUAUUGCGAUAUUUAAAAUUUAUUAAACCUAUAAAAAUAACGAAUG
Messenger RNA from Vespa crabro (European hornet), 6465 nucleotides. RefSeq names its product probable ATP-dependent RNA helicase DDX31. NCBI's taxonomy places the organism in Eukaryota, Metazoa, Arthropoda, Insecta, Hymenoptera, Vespidae. Bases 140 to 2779 code for a protein of 879 amino acids. Gene Ontology annotation, molecular function: nucleic acid binding; RNA helicase activity; ATP binding. The record is from RefSeq and is a predicted model, not a curated record. The transcript is spliced from 8 exons. Gene Ontology annotation, cellular component: nucleus. Gene Ontology annotation, biological process: ribosome biogenesis.